Molecule: messenger RNA, 441 nt
Organism: Tetrahymena thermophila SB210
Lineage: Eukaryota; Ciliophora; Oligohymenophorea; Hymenostomatida; Tetrahymenidae
Product: transmembrane protein, putative
Exons: 1
Source: RefSeq, a predicted model, not a curated record
AUGUGUAUUAUGUUUUAUUUUUAUUCAUUUAGUUUUUUUUAUUUUAUUUUUAUUUAUCUAAUUAUUUUUAUUUAUUUGUUAAGUUUUAUUUAUUUUAUUUUUAUUUUUUAUUUAAAUAUUUGUUUAUUUGUUUUUUUAUAUUUGUUUAUUUGUUUUUUUAAAAUUUAAUCUUCAUGGCAUUGGCAAUUUGGCAUUUUUCCUAUAUUUUUAAAACAAUACUAAUUAUAUAUGGCAAUUGGCCUUUUGGCAAGAGGCUUAUCUUUUUUAUUUAAAAUUUUGAUAAUAUAUUUAAAUAGGAAAACUAUCCUUUUUAAUCUUUAAGGGUCUUUCGGAGGACUAGAUAGUAUUUAAGAGAGCCUAGAAUCUCGCUUUUUAUUGAAGGGUUUUUGUUUGUUUAUCUUUUUAUCGGAUUUUAAAAAACUUAGCCUUAUAAAAACUUGA